CACCAUAAUAGGGUGAAAAAUAACUGUCACUUGGUCACCGUCACCAAGACACCAACAAAGCAAUAAGCAGGGUUUCCAUUGUGUUGUUCACCUAACGGAGUUUUUAGGGUGGAUCUUCUUCCCGGAUUUGCCAUUAACGUCAGCUUCUCACUUUAUCUCUUCUCCAAAAUGAGUGAGGUUUUCGAUGGCUACGAGCGUCAGUACUGUGAGUUAUCGGCCAAUCUUUCCAAUAAAUGUUCCUCCACUGCUCUUCUCCCAGAUCAAGAGCAGAAGCAGCAGAAGCUGUCUGAAAUAAAGACAGGCCUGGAUGAGGCUGAUAUACUGAUACGGAAAAUGGAUCUUGAAGCUAGAAGCUUGCAACCUAACUUGAAAGCCAUGCUUCUUGCAAAGCUGAGGGAGUAUAAGUCUGACUUGAAUAAUUUGAAAAGAGAAAUGAAGAGAAUCAGUUCACCAAAUCAUGAUCAGUCUGCCCGUGAAGAAUUACUUGAAGCUGGAAUGACAGAUGCAUACAAGACUUCAACAGAUCAGAGAGAAAGAUUGGCAUUUUCAACCGAAAGAUUAAAUCAAUCAAGUGAUAGAAUUAGGGAGAGUAGGAGAACUAUAUUGGAGGCAGAAGGUACGGGCCUUACAAUUCUUCAAGAGUUGAAUCAGCAGCGUGAAACCCUCCUGCAUUCACACACAAAGCUUCAUGAGGUAGACAAUGCCAUUGACAAAAGUAAGAAGAUAUUGACUGCUAUGUCGCGAAGAAUAAGCAAAAACAAAUGGAUUUUUGGUGGAGUAAUUGGUGUUCUCCUCCUUGCUAUCAUCUUUAUAAUAUAUUUUAAGUUUACUCGUCACUGACCCUUACUUUGGCACUAUAGUUGAUGACUCUUGUCUCUGCUUGCUUUUGAUUGUGUAAAUCAACAACCAGAAAUGAUCGGUACCCAAUUUGUAAUGCCAUUGUCUGUAUAUCUAGCACAGUUGUUGAUGACUGUAAACCAAAAACAUUAUGUUUCAUUUUGUAUAGAAUCAUUAACGUGUUGCUGCUAGUAGUGGAAGUAAAGUGAGAACUCUAGUAA
Molecule: messenger RNA, 1058 nt
Organism: Spinacia oleracea (spinach)
Lineage: Eukaryota; Viridiplantae; Streptophyta; Magnoliopsida; Caryophyllales; Amaranthaceae
Product: vesicle transport v-SNARE 12
Exons: 5
Coding region: 169-840 (223 amino acids)
Biological process (GO): vesicle fusion; intracellular protein transport; vesicle-mediated transport
Cellular component (GO): late endosome membrane; endoplasmic reticulum membrane; ER to Golgi transport vesicle membrane
Molecular function (GO): SNARE binding; SNAP receptor activity
Source: RefSeq, a predicted model, not a curated record